This is a messenger RNA of Drosophila innubila, 2001 nucleotides long. It is a transcript of the gene Egm, whose product is annotated as complex I assembly factor ACAD9, mitochondrial. Gene Ontology annotation, molecular function: flavin adenine dinucleotide binding; acyl-CoA dehydrogenase activity. Lineage: Eukaryota; Metazoa; Arthropoda; Insecta; Diptera; Drosophilidae. The coding region runs from base 22 to 1938 and encodes 638 amino acids. The record is from RefSeq and is a predicted model, not a curated record. The transcript is spliced from 3 exons.
UUGCACAUUACCUAAUUCAAGAUGCGCUACAAUUUGUUUUCGCGUGCUGUCAGCUUAUUGAAUCAAAAUCAAAACAAAAGAGGGCAGUUAUUAUUGUUGCGCGGUGCUGCAAGCAACAAUGCAAGUAGCCUCAAUGCACAGCCGAGAGAGGGAAACAGUGGACAGGAGGAGGUGACAACGGCGACGUCGAAGGAUGCAGAAAAGUUGCCGGCACGUGAACCGUUAGUCAAAAACUUCUUUCUGGGAUUAACGGACAAGGAGCUGCUGGGUUAUCCCGAGGUCAUACCACGAGAGGAUAUGGUGAAUCUGCAGAAUGCGUUGUUGCCACUCAAAAAUUAUUUUGCCGAUGAGCAAUCAACACAAUUGGCGGACAAUCUGAAGCAAUUGGGACUCUAUGGAUUGAAUGUGCCCAAGGAUUACGGGGGCAGAGGUUACAAAUGGAGCGCCAGUUUGAUAGCCAGUGAACCGGAAUCCUCGCACACAAGUCUGGCCUUAAGUUUGAACUCGCAUCGCGUUGUUGUCGAUCUGCUGUGUGAGUUGGGAACCCUGGAGCAGCAACAGCGUUAUUUGGCAAGCCUGGGCAGUGGGGAUUUGAUAGGCAGCGAGGCUGUCUUGGAGUAUACACCACCAGAGGAUGAUUUCUUUGGCACUCGGGCCAGCUACGAUUCCGACAAACGCAUCUGGACAUUGCAGGGAGAAAAGGCAUUUGUUGUUGUUGCCCCUGGAAAGGGACAGCGUCAACUGUUCCUGGUCCUGGCCCAAACACAGCAGUCGAAUGUGCCUGGCAAUCUGGGACGUGGCAGCACCAUCUUUCUGGUGGAUUCCCAGCAGAAAGGCGUUCGUCUGGGCGAAGCACAUGAGACAUUUGGUUGCACCGAAGCCUCCAUGCAUCGCAUUCACUUUGACCAGGUGCAAUUGAGGGAACGGGACAUCUUGGGAUUGCCCCAUGAGGGCAACCAAUACUCGGAGCAACUCGUGCGUGCCUCACGACUGCGCAGCAGUCUCCUCGGCAUUUCCCUCUCCAAGCGUCUGCUCAAUCAGCUGACCAACUACAGCGUCGAUACAACUCAAGGCGGCAUUCAGAUGAAAGAUUUGGAGCUGAUGCGUGUUCAUUUAUCGCAAUUCACCUGCUCCAUUUAUGCCAUGGAGAGCAUGCUGUACAUGAGCGCAGGUCUCUUGGACGAGUUUGCUGGCCAGGAUGUGACGCUGGAAAGUAGCAUUACCAAAUAUUAUACACUGCAACAACUCUACACAAUUGCCACACAAAGUCUUGGUCUGUUGGGACCACAAAGUUUGCACCGUGGACAGCCUUGGGAGCGGGGACUGCGGGAUGCGGCACAGCUCUGCACACAGGGUGAAUCCUUGAGCACGCUGAGCAUGUUCAUCGCUUUGUCGGGAUUGCAAUAUGCUGGACAAAGAAUGAAUGAAGGCGUACGUAAAUCUCGUAAUCCUCUCUUUCAUCCCGGUCACAUCUUGGGCAAGUUCCUCUCCACGAACAGUCUGGAGAAUCCCAAGACACGCCUCCAGCUUGCUGAGAAUGUGCAUCCCACUUUGGAGCCGGCUGCCCAGUGCAUUGAGCACUCUGUGGCACGUCUCAAUAUGGCUGUGGAACUCAUGUUCACGCGACAUGGCAACGCCGUGGUGGAACGUCAACAUGAGAUGCAACGCCUGGCCAAUAUUGCCACCCAUAUUUAUGCAAUGUGGGCGAGUGUGGCACGUGCCUCACGCUCAUAUUGCAUCGGUCUCUCUCUCGCCGAUCACGAGAUGUUAACUGCCUCGGCAAUUUGCACUCAAGGAAAGGAUGACGUCAUGCGUCUGGCAUCGGAAAUCUUCAAUGGCAACUAUGUCAACAAUGACAACAAUCUCUUGCGACUCUCUUCGCAGGUGGCAAAGAGCAAAGGUUACUUUCCAGUUCAUCCGCUCACAUUUAAUUUUUAAGUGUUGAUUCAUUGUUAUUGGCUAUGCUACAAAUUAAACUAUAUUAAAAUUGUAUUAUAUUGU